Dimorphilus gyrociliatus is the source of this 604-nucleotide messenger RNA. The record is from the annotation of a GenBank genome assembly. NCBI's taxonomy places the organism in Eukaryota, Metazoa, Annelida, Polychaeta, Dinophilidae.
AAUGGUGCGGUCAAGUAUUGAAGUCGCCCUUCAAUCUCUACAAAAUGAUUCAACAAAAUCCAACAAUUCACUAUAUACCAUUCUUGGCGGAGAGGUGACAGUUGAACUUCUCCUUAGAGAUACCAAAUGCGAUGUUUCGUUGGGAAUUCAUCAGCUCUUUUUACUUUUGCAAAAGGAAAAAUUUUACAUGGUUAUAGGCCCAGCCUGUGAUUAUGUAGCGGCUCCUGUCAUAAGGGAACUCAAAUAUUGGGGAAUACCUGUAAUAACAGCAGGUGCUUUCGCUUAUGAUUUUUCCAAAAAGAAGGAUAUGUACGGCCGUUUGACUAGGAUUGGAGCAACAGCAAACUCACUGGCUGAUGCAAUUCUAACUAUUGUCAAUCGAUUUGGCUGGAGUAGACUGUUGAUAUUGUAUGAAAGAGAGGCAUUUGAAGACAAAGUUUUUAGAUUUUGUUUGCUGAGCGCAGAUGCCAUUGAGAAGAAAUUAACUACUAAAAAAGCGGAGGUUGAAUAUCAAAAUAUUAUACUGAAGAAUAUAGAAGAUAUCUUAACGAAUAAAUUGGGAUUACGUUACGCAGGUAGGAAGAUUCUUUUUUAUCAUCCCUAA